AUUGGAGCGCCUCUCUACGUUGUUUUUUUUCCAGCGUUUAGAGCACAGGAACCUCUCGAUGGUUGUUCCUGACUAUGGUUCUUCACUUUUAGUACUUGACCCGUCGCGGACUGCUGACGUCUGUCCGUGUGCAGUUGUGUACAGCAGAUGUACGAUAAAUGCCAUUGAGCGUGAGUGAUACUCACGCUAUGUCAGAAACGGUUCGCCGUCGUGGCUUUGGAAUUGGAAAUAAACAUUUUUCUUCCUAGAAGACAAAUAUUAGUGACGUUUGCCUGUGGCUUGCGCUAUCAGACAAGGAUACGUUCACCACCACUGAGCAAGCCAGCUUGCGACUCCAGUCUGAAUUUCUGUUGUUGGCAUCACGUAACUGUCCCACACAAGUCCGAACCCUCGCCGAACAGACAUCCCUCACCGCUUCGGAUCCUUCUUGCGCGGGAGCUUCGUCGGCUGGUCUUCGUAGCCGUAGACGCACGAGACCGCACGCGACACAGCGGACCGAGCUUAGCAGGCGAUCGGCUGGAUCUGUGCACUCAUGCAGCUGCUGAUAACCGUGUCUACCCUUUUGGGUGUUACAAGCAUUGGUGCUGCGGAAAUUUCAUUUCCGUUCGUAGCACCAUCGUACGUUGUUGUUACCUCUGCCGGUCACCUUGAUCACGAUACUUCCACCGCUCCUUCAAGCCUACUUCACGUUCACCAGCCGUUCUUCGCUGUCCCAUCCUAUGCAAUUCCUGUCAUUCGGCCGCAUUUCUCAACGGCUUAUCAUCCAAUCCAAGGAGCAUACAAGCCUUACUUCCCUGCUGUAUGGAGUCAUCACGAAGGUCGCUAUCAGCAGCCGAUCAACAAUCUUCCACCACUUCCUCCGAUUCCCGAGGGAUAUCCGCCCCUGCCACAGAUCCCGCCGCCAGGAGGACCUGGUGCCGUCAUCAUCACUCCUGGCGCUCCCAUGCAACCAAUGCCCGUUCGACCUUUGCCACCUAGGCCUAUGCCUCAACCCUCCACACCACCUGUAGUCGUACCGAUUGAGUCGCCAACAACGUCACGCCCUAUCAUUCCAGUAACUCAACCUCGACCUCAGCCGGUUCCGGUUGAACCACCGACUUCACGGCCGAUCAUUCCUGUAACGCAACCGCCAUCUCGUCCCGUGACCCAACUACCAUCCCGACCCAUUGUGAUUCCAACCAAACCUCCCCGUCCCCAGCAGCCGCGGCCUAUUGAUGAUGACGAUGACGUCGCCGAUCCUAUCUCGAAUCCACCUGUGCUAACCGCAGAUCGUGGCCCUGAAAGUAUGUUGCACUAUUCAAUCAAUUCCAACCACCAUACGCCGUCUGACAUUAUCGUAGACCCGGUGGAAGUGGUUCAUAUCAAGGGCGCUUUCGAAUAGACAACCACAAUCAGUCAGCCAUUUUCAAUUUCUGCAAAAUAUUUAUUCUUCAUUAUUUAGAAUUGCAAUAGAUCAAUAAAAAGAAUGAAUAAACCAUACA
Varroa destructor (honeybee mite) is the source of this 1481-nucleotide messenger RNA. RefSeq lists its product as uncharacterized. The record is from RefSeq and is a predicted model, not a curated record. Lineage: Eukaryota; Metazoa; Arthropoda; Arachnida; Mesostigmata; Varroidae.